UGGGUUAUCCAUUUGUAGCAUCCCCGUUCACCGUUUCAACCGACCUUUCUCUCUCUCUCUCUUUACUCUUUUUACACACUCUACUCUCUCUAUAUUUUCCAGAAGAGUGUUCGUCGCUUUCACUGCCAGCCUUUUUUUAUUUUUUCUCUCUCUUCCUAAAUUCUCUCGCCGACCUCUUCUCCAAACCCUAGGAAAAAAAACACGCUUUUAUCUCUGAGAUUCUUGAAGAUCCAUGGACUAAGAAGAAGCUCUUAUUUUCCCGGAUGAGUUUUGCGGUUUACUGUUGUGACCACCAUGGAUGAUGAUGAUGAUGAUCUCUGGGGUCCUCCAUUUGUUGUGAAAGACGAUACUUUUCGUAAGCAGACACUGCGUGGUUGUGAAUUUUGGUUUGAUUACAGAACAGAUGUGCUCGAAGAGAAUUUUCAGAACGAGUGGUACUGUGAGCUAGUGUGGAGGUUAUUGAACGAGAAGAAGCAAGAUGUUGUUGUGAUCGUUGAACUUGACAAGGAUCCACUCUCGCUUCAGAAUGAUACGGCUUCUUCUGGGAGUGGUGACUCGCAGCAUCCUACAGGCUCUUCUUCUGAUUCUGACAAGACUCUCAGUGUCGUUCUUCCAGAUGCUGCUGAUACAAGUUCUUCAAAAUCGGUUCUUGAUGAGGAUGAAAACACAUCUAGUGUCAGCGAUGCUCAAACUGUUGUAACUACUGAGACCAGAGAUUCUAGUAACGACACUGAAGAAAUAGAGCCAGAGGCAAGAUUGAAGCCUCAGGAGACAGCAGCAAAUGAUCCUUUAAUAGCUGAGGUUGCGGAAGAUGCUGAUACUUCUUCUAGCCCUGUGUUGGCAAGCAAGAUUGAGGAAGCUGAAGAACAUUCUUGUUCAUCCUUGGUUACUGAGUUUGAUCCUGUAAAACAAGCUCCCGAUAGUAAAUCUUCAUCUUCUAUUAGCAGAGAGAGUAUUGGAGGUUCCACUUUGAAACCAUUGCUCUUAGAGACCAGUGAGAAGGUGAGGGAAAAGUCAAACGAGACAAACGAAGAUGGAGAAGUUUUGAAGGAUCAUCAGCAAAGCGAUAGCUCACAAGACAUCGUAACUGUUUCUGAACCUUUUACCACAGAGUCUCUCUUAGAAAUGUGUGAUGAACCAGACAAAGGCAAAGAAAUCCCACGCGACGCGAGAAGCAAGAAAUCACACCCUGGAGCCGUGAAGACUGCUGUUAAAGACGAGUUGAUCAUAAACUUGCUUACUGAGGCACGGAAAAAAACAGAGGGUAAUGCAUUGUUGAAUCCUGGGUCAGUCCUUAACAAGAAGAGGCAGAGACAGUCUAACAGCAGCGGUAAUAGAAACAUCAAGCAGAAAGUACAAGGUAAAGCUGGAAAGAUCAAUAGUGAUCCAGUUAAAAAGUCAGCCCAGUCGACACCUGGGAACAUCAGGGGUCCAAGUGUUCCUACAGAGCGUGUAGAUUCAUUGUUGGAUUCGAAAGACGGAGGACAUAUUGUAAGUGACUCGGUGAAAUCAUUAUCAAUAAGUGAGUUGAAGAACAAGACAGGCAAGGAAUUAAGAAGCAUAGCAAAAGAGCUGAAAGUAACACAUUACUAUAAGCUCAAGAAAGAAGAUCUGCUUGAACGGUUGACCUAUCAUCUAAACCUCCAGUUAACCGAUUGUACAAAGCAGAGAAUGGACUCAUAACCGAUCUCACUGGUAUAGUUAACAUUUAGGCCUUACAGAACAGUCCUUCUCUUUGUUUGUUCGACUCUAUGGAGCUAUCUUGGCUUUAGAGUGCAGUGUUUCAAAAUAGUCUAUAAGUAGAAUGCUUAUUGGGAUAAUGAAGUUGAUAAAUGUUUAGUAACUAAAAAUGUGUGUUUUCUUUCUUCUA
Camelina sativa (false flax) is the source of this 1870-nucleotide messenger RNA. RefSeq lists its product as uncharacterized. The record is from RefSeq and is a predicted model, not a curated record. Gene Ontology annotation, biological process: DNA-templated transcription termination. NCBI's taxonomy places the organism in Eukaryota, Viridiplantae, Streptophyta, Magnoliopsida, Brassicales, Brassicaceae.